Nymphaea colorata (pocket water lily) is the source of this 771-nucleotide messenger RNA. RefSeq names its product probable WRKY transcription factor 26. Lineage: Eukaryota; Viridiplantae; Streptophyta; Magnoliopsida; Nymphaeales; Nymphaeaceae. The transcript is spliced from 6 exons. The record is from RefSeq and is a predicted model, not a curated record. Gene Ontology annotation, biological process: regulation of DNA-templated transcription. Gene Ontology annotation, molecular function: sequence-specific DNA binding; DNA-binding transcription factor activity.
AUGGUAGAUACUACUCAUUCCAUUCAUACGAAUAACCGUACUUCUGAUGAUGGUUAUAAUUGGUGAAAGUAUGGUGAAAAGCUAGUUAAGGGAAGUAAGUUUCCACGGAGUUAUUACAAAUGUACUCAUCCCAACUACCAAGUGAAGAAGAAGUUGGAGCGCUCUCAUAAUGGGUUGGUUACUGCGAUGAUAUAUGAAGGUGUCCAUGGUCAUCCAAAGCCCCAGCCAAGCCAUCGACAGUCAACAACCCCCGUGGUGGCCCAUAACAGUAUGGGGGGCAAAGGGAGAGAUGGUGAAGAGGAGACAGACGGGACGAGGAGGGAUACAACUAGCGAUCCACGAGUUGUAGUGCAGACAAUGAGCGAAGUUGAUAUCCUUGAUGAUGGGUAUAGGUGGCGGAAGUAUGGACAAAAAGUAGUGAAAGGGAAUCCAAAUCCAAGGAGCUACUACAAAUGCACCAAUGCUGGAUGCCCAGUUAGGAAGCAUGUGGAGAGGGCAUACCAUGAUCCCAAGUCAGUUAUUACUACUUACGAGGGAAAACAUAAUCAUGAUGUACCCACUGCAAGUGCGACCAGGCAUGAAAUUUCCAUGCAUAUGGCAGUGCAGAGUGUCAGUAGUCUCAAUGGUGGUAGCCCAGUGGUCCUGAGCCUUGUGAUGCUAAAGCCACCAAAUCACAUUGAAAAUGGGAGGGCUCCGUUAUUUCCUACUGCAUGUAAUGUAGUUAGUCUAGAUUUAGGUGUUGGCAUUGGCCAGCUUCCUGAAACUAGUUAA